Cynoglossus semilaevis (tongue sole) is the source of this 4005-nucleotide messenger RNA. It is a transcript of the gene slc8a4a, whose product is annotated as solute carrier family 8 member 4a. Gene Ontology annotation, biological process: calcium ion import across plasma membrane; sodium ion transmembrane transport; cell communication. The transcript has 8 exons. Lineage: Eukaryota; Metazoa; Chordata; Actinopteri; Pleuronectiformes; Cynoglossidae. Gene Ontology annotation, cellular component: postsynapse; sarcolemma; axon. Gene Ontology annotation, molecular function: calcium:sodium antiporter activity. The record is from RefSeq and is a predicted model, not a curated record. The coding region runs from base 1107 to 3980 and encodes 957 amino acids.
GAGGUUCGGGGCGGGGAGGGGAGGGAGGGAGGCAGCAGAACGUCAGGAGAGUCAGAUGCUUCUUCAUCACUGAGCCCUGAUGCGCAGUCAGGGGGACCUGGCAUGCGUGUAGCGGUGAACGUGAACGUCUCCUCCCCUGUUUCUGCAGUGUUACUGCUGCUUCUUCUUUUUUUCUCUCUCUCCCUCUCCCUCUCCCUCUAUCUCUAUCUCGCCCAUUGUUGCCUGUGCCAAGGCUGGACAACAGAAGAGUAAGAUAGAAAGCCCCCCAUUUACACAGCACCAAAGCCCGCUUUCUUGUCUGCCACCAACCCAUUCAUGUGCUUCAGAUGUGUCCCGUUGUCCCGAUCUGUGUGUGAGGUAUCGUGUCCGUUCACUCUCCCAAACGUCCAUUCACGGCCGCUCUGCAACUGUGCAGUUCGUUUGGGUUAGUUGCGUUGUCCGGAUUCAGCACGGAGACGCAGCGGAUUCCUUUUCCACCUCACUUCAAAAUUGACCGAUUUUUAUAAACUCAUAUCCGUCUACUGGCGAGUAAUACAAGUGGUGCGGUUGAUCACAUUUAUUUUUUUAAUUAUUUUUUUUUUUCUUCAUUUUUACGCAUCGGCAGGUGCACACAGCCUUGGAGAGCAUCGAGCAGAGAACAUAUUGUGAUGUUUUUGAGGGAAUGACUUGUUGUUGUUGUGUCGCGGCGCGGCGCUCGAACCCCCCAGACGACAACUAUGUACAAUCGACUAGUCGGAUGGCGUUAAGUUUGCACCUUGGGUAGUGCACCUCUCUGGGUGGGUGGAGGGGUGGAGGGGAGGGAAAGGAAAGCUACGCGUCAUUACCAAGACACCAGCGCACAGUCCUGUACACCAUUACACCAGGCUGCCCUGCUGUGUGGAUGGCACACGGGGUGUCUCCCUCUGUGCAAGUGUUGCGGGGUAGAAGCCACGCUGCGUGUGUACGGACCGGGAUCCAGGCGAAUGUGAGUCUGUCUAUAAAGACGUGUCCAUCUCCUGAGACCACAUGUUCCACCGCUGAGCUGACUCACUAACAUCUGCACCUGGGAGAUUAUCAAAUGUGAAGUGGGUUGAACGUCGGCAGAUUCCAAGCAUCACCAUCCCACCAUGGCGCUGCACAAGACUAUUUCGAGCUGCUCUCUGCCUGCCACUCCGUAUACGCUCCUCUCUCUUUUACUGGUGUUGCUCCCAGGAGUCACUCAUUUCUCCCAGGGCAGCAUAAGUCAGGAAGACCCUGGCACCAUCUCAGGUAACUGCUCCAAUGAGAACAACUGCUCCGAGGGUGUGCUGUUGCCCCUGUGGAAUCCCCAAAAUCCUGCAGUGGGUGACAAGGUGGCGCGUGCCAUUGUCUACUUCGCUGCCCUCAUAUACAUGUUUCUGGGCAUGUCCAUCAUCGCAGACCGCUUCAUGUCUUCUAUUGAGGUCAUCACCUCCCAGGAAAAAGAGAUCACUAUUAAGAAGCCCAACGGAGAGACAUCCACGACAACUGUACGCGUCUGGAACGAAACAGUGUCCAACCUGACCUUGAUGGCACUGGGCUCUUCAGCUCCUGAGAUCCUUCUGUCUGUCAUCGAAGUGAUCGGCCACAAUUUCGAAGCUGGAUCUUUGGGCCCCAGCACCAUUAUUGGCAGCGCCGCUUUUAACAUGUUUAUCAUUAUCGCUAUUUGCGUCUACGUGGUCCCAGAGAAUGAAACCCGCAAGAUUAAGCACCUUCGAGUGUUUUUUGUCACUGCUGCCUGGAGCGUGUUUGCGUACAUCUGGCUCUAUCUCAUUCUCUCGGUGUUCUCACCCGGAGAGGUGGCUGUUUGGGAAGCCGUCCUCACCUUCUUCUUCUUUCCUCUCUGUGUGCUGCAAGCCUGGAUUGCGGACCGUCGGCUGCUCUUCUACAAGUACGUUCACAAGCGAUACCGCGCGGACAAGACCCGCGGCAUUAUCAUUGAGUCAGAAGGUGAUGCCAUGUUCACGAAAAUGGAGCUGGAGAUGGACGGGCAGGGUGUGAACUCCAACACCCACCACAAAGAGGUUUUGGAUGGAAUGUUAGAAGGAGUGGAGGAAGGCGGAGGGAUGAGCACUGAGCAACAUCAAGAGGAAGAGGCCCGGCGUGAAAUGGCUCGAACGCUCAAAGAUUUAAAGCAAAGGCAUCCGGAGAAGGACAUGGAGCAGCUGAUCGAAAUGGCAAACUAUCAAGUACUGGUCCAGCAACAGAAGAGUCGAGCCUUCUAUCGCAUACAGGCCACGCGUAUGAUGAUCGGAGCUGGGAACAUCUUGAAAAAGCAUGCCGCAGACCAGGCCAGGAAGGUGGUGAGCUGUCAUGAAGCUAGCGGGCAAGAAGAAGAUCCCAACACCAUUUAUCUUCAGUUUGAUCCCUCUCACUACCAAUGCUUUGAGAACUGUGGCUCACUUAAGCUGUCAGUGAGCCGGCAUGGAGGAGAAAGUGGUUGCACAGUGAAGGUGGACUACCGCACAGAGGACGGAACUGCCAAUGCGGGCUCUGACUACGAGUUUGCCGAGGGCACGCUUGUCUUCAAGCCCGGCGAGACGACGAAAGAGUUCACCGUUGGCGUUAUCGACGAUGACAUUUUUGAAGAGGACGAGCACUUUUACGUACGCCUCAGCAACCCACGAAUUGUCCACCGUGCCGAAGUCUCGGUCCUCGAGCCAAACUCUAUCACCUCCAGCAACAGCACCGUGGGCGUCCCUUCACACGUUCCUCCCAAGGCUGCUCUGGGAAAAGCCUGCACGGCCACAGUUACCAUCUACGAUGACGACCACGCCGGCAUUUUCACUUUCGAGAGUAACUCCACAAGGGUCAGCGAGAGCGUUGGCAACAUGCAAGUGAAGGUUCACAGAACAUCCGGGGCCCGGGGAAAGGUGGCAGUGCCUUAUCACACCGCCGAGGGCACCGCCAAGGCUGGGGAGGACUAUGAGGAGGUGUCUGGAAAGCUGGAGUUUCAGAACGACGAAACCAUGAAAAUGCUGAAUGUGAAGAUCAUCGACGAUGAGGAGUAUGAGAAAAACAAAACUUUCACUAUCAUCCUGGAGGAGCCAGUUCUGCUGGAAGUGGGACAGAGACAUGGAGACACCAAUGACAACAAGACAGUAGUAGGACCGGAGGACGUGUCGAAGAUGGGCUGCCCCUGUCUGGGAGAACACACAAGGCUGGAAGUGGUCAUUGAGGAGUCUUAUGAAUUCAAGGUAACAAAAAUGACAUCAACAAAUGUCAACCACAUUUCCUUAUCAAUGAUAAUAAACCGACAUUUAAACAAAUGUCUAAAAACACUCUGUAAAAGAAUGGUUAUCAGGCUUUUUUUUUUUCCUUUAUUUUCAGGUGAUGAUGACGAGGAGGAGAGCGGGGAGGAGCGUCUCCCGUCUUGUUUUGACUACAUCAUGCACUUCCUGACAGUCUUCUGGAAGGUCCUCUUCGCUUUUGUCCCACCCACUGAGUACUGGAAUGGCUGGGCCUGCUUCUUUGUCUCCAUUUCUCUCAUUGGUAUUCUGACGGCAGUGACCGGAGACUUGGCCUCUCAUUUUGGCUGCACCAUCGGCCUCAAAGACUCUGUCACCGCUGUGGUGUUCGUAGCUCUUGGCACCUCUGUUCCAGAUACUUUUGCGAGCAAAGUGGCUGCGAUCCAGGACCAAUAUGCCGACGCCUCCAUCGGUAACGUGACAGGCAGCAAUGCGGUGAACGUGUUCCUCGGUAUCGGGGUGGCGUGGACCAUUGCAGCUGUUUACUGGCAGACCAAGGGCAAAAUAUUUAAAGUAGACCCCGGCUCCUUAGCCUUCUCUGUCACCCUCUUCACCAUCAUGGCAUUAUUUUGCGUCGGGGUGUUACUCUACCGCCGCCGUCCGAGUGUGGCAGGCGGAGAGCUGGGGGGUCCACGGACAGCCAAGCUCCUCACCUUCUUCCUCUUUCUCGUUCUGUGGUUCAUCUACAUCCUCUUGUCCUCAUUGGAGGCUUACUGCCAUGUGCCGGGUUUUUAAGAGAGUGGACAAUGCAAAAAAAAAA